Messenger RNA from Spirometra erinaceieuropaei, 975 nucleotides. The record is from the annotation of a GenBank genome assembly. NCBI's taxonomy places the organism in Eukaryota, Metazoa, Platyhelminthes, Cestoda, Diphyllobothriidea, Diphyllobothriidae.
AUGCAGGACACCUGGAAUGCUCGCAAAUCUGAGGAGAUCCAAGGCUACGCGGACCGCAACGAAUGGAAGAACUUCUUCUCCGCGAUCAAAGCUGUCUACGGUCCGCCGACGAAGGGCACUGUUCCUCUCCUCAGUGCCGACGGCAGCACUCUCCUGACUGAGAAGACGCAAAUCCUACAGCGAUGCGCCGAGCAUUUCCAAGGCGUCCUCAAUCGCCCCUCCGUCAUCUCCGACUCCGCCAUCGAGCGUUUGCCGCAAGUGGAGACCAACGUGGACCUUGACCUCCCGCCAUCUCUCCAGGAGACCAUCAGGGCCGUGCAACAGCUCUCCUGCGGGAAAGCACCCGGAUCGGACGCAAUCCCUGCUGAGGUCUACAAGCACGGGGGUCCCCAACUGAUGGAUCACCUGUUUGCGCUCUUCGAGGAGAUGUGGCGUCAAGGAGAAGUCCCGCAAGAUUUCAAGGACGUAACAGUCUUGCACCUAUACAAGCGAAAAGGGAAUCGUCAAAUCUGCGACAAUCACCGUGGCAUCUCCUUGCUGAACAUCGCCGGGAAGAUCUUCGCUCGCAUCCUUCUCAACCGCCUCAACAACCAUCUGGAACAGGGCCUUCUGCCGGAAAGCCAAUGCGGCUUCCGUCGUCAUCGUGGGACCACGGAUAUGAUCUUCGCCGCCCGUCAACUUCAGGAGAAGUGCCAGGAGAUGCGGGCUUACCUGCAUUCUACCUUCGUGUAUCUGACGAAAGCCUUCGACACGGUGAAUCGUGAAGGAUUGUGGAAGAUCAUGCAGAAAUUCGGCUGUCCGGAGCGAUUCAAUCAGAUGGUGACUCAGCUGCACGACGGUAUGAUGGCGCGAGUCACGGACAACGGAGCUGUCUCAGAGGCAUUCGCAGUGACCAACGGAGUGAAGCAGGGAUGCGUGCUGGCGCCUACCCUCUUCAGUCUUAUGUUCUCUUCCAUGCCCAUUAUGGAAGCCUAA